CACACACGCAGUAUUGUAAGCAGCUUCGACAGAUCACCGUUCUUCUUGUCAUUACUGUACAGUUUUCAGUCCUAUAAAGCUCUUGUCCCCGCAAUGAACUCCUCCUACGCGCCGUCAUGGCGAGCUUCCUCGUCGCUGUGCUCCUGUCGCCCGAGACAGAGCGGUCUCCCGGGAAUGCCUUGAUCCCCCCGUUUCUCACAUAUCGAGACCCUAAGUUGACUCUGAACGUCCCAGCAUACACAUCUACUACAAGGACCAGAAAGAAGGAAAGGAACACCACUAACAAAAAGCCUGCCUCGAGGCUGGCUUUGGAAGAACAAAGAGGCAGAUACCUCAUCCAGUGGUGUCCGCACAGAUCACACAAUUUACGGUGAAUUUAGCCGAUGAGAUCUUUACACACCUCCCCUGAUUCAUUAUCUCGAGAAUGGUAGCAAGCCAACCACGUUGCCACUCGGAUCGAUGGUAAGGCUGGACCUCCAAAUUUGAAGAGCGAGCGUCGUGCAUGGGCCCGGGGCCUGGGACUCUGUAAGCGAUCGAAUAGCCAGACCGGUGAAAGCCCGAAAACCAAUCAGCAGCCAAGCGAUCGCGAAGAUGGGAACAAGUUUCUUUAUCUGCAUAUACUCGUCCGAGUACUUGCACACGAGAGCAGACGCUGCGGCUUUCGGCACGCUUCGCCAAACUCUGCGCUCAAAAUGAAGAUAGAUGGUCUGGGCACUCAGCCUCCACAAAGAAUUUGGUAUUGAGUUUGCAUCGUCUGAUGUUCAAGUCCCCAAAACGGGACUUAGCUUCCUACAAGUGCCAAUUAGCAGCUGGUCUAGAACAGGACACCGGGACGGCUCCAGCACAAGCAUCAAUCCAAAAAUCAGAGGCCAAUAACGACCGAUGUCUAUACAUCUGGCAAGACUUUACCUUCUGCCCAAGUGAACAAAUACGGGUGUACUAGGGGCCAAAAAAUGCAUCAACAUCAUGUGGCGCAAGCCUCACCCAAUACGCGGUCGCCGUGUCUUUGCGACGGUUGCCAUGUUGGUGUAGGCGAACAGCACCUCAUUACCUCUCAGCCGCAGAAGCCGAGUGCAGGCGACUGGAAAUAAAGCUUCGCGGCCUUCCAGUACGAGGUCGUUCGGCUGUCAGUUUGCUUUCCUUCAGGAAAUCCCCUCUCACCAAGCGCUCCACGUUGACCCAAUACACGAUGUUCUGGAUAACGCUCACGGCUUUGCUAGCCGUCUCCAGCGUCCAAGGCGGGCUGUUGCGACCCACCAUCUCUCAAUGGUUCUGGCAAUCUUGUACCUGCAGUCUCCCCGCAUUUGGUUGAUCUAUUACUGAUUUCUCAGCUGUUGUCGUUGGCGACUGGCUCUAUAUAUCGGAUGGAGAGGCAUGGGAAUGGACUAACGGGACAUUGAGAUCCUUCUAUCGUUGCGUUUACACUCUCCCGGUCAAUUCAAGGCCUGACGAGGCUGAUUGUCGCAGUCUGGCCCACCAUCUCGGUCGACCUUACUCAGUCGUGGACCAACGUCUCCGUCUAUAUUGCCAAUAACUCCGACCCUGCCCCGAACAUGCCGCAUCGCAGAGCGCCUGCAACCUGGUACGAUGAGAGCACAGGCAGAGUGUACAGAUAUGGCGGUUGGGCAUACAAUAGCACGGACUGGACAGCCGACCUUUGGUCCUAUCAACCCGGCGGACUCACCAUCUAUUGGUCUGAAGAAGUCACGCCUGCAACAGAUGGGUUGUCAUACGGAUCGAACGCGCCGUGGGCAUCAGCCUGGGCUGUGGGCAACUCGACGUUGUACAGCUUGGGAGGCUCCAUCUCUAAUGGCGAAUCAGUCUACCCGAAUACCAUUGUCUCAGGCUUGGUGGAGCAUUACCCAUCGAGUGAGACUUGGAGCAACUCUACAACCGACAUUCCAAAUAGCUCACCGUACUUUAACCAGGCCAAGGCUGAGUUCGCCUCGAAUUUCGGUCAAGAAGGUUUUGUGGUCGUUGUCGGAGGUACUAAUCCAAGCGAACAAGCGUUCACAUUUGAGCAAGACACAUCAUUGCGCGAUAUGGCAGAUAUUGUCUUGUAUGACGUAUCCACGAAGAAAUGGUAUGUUCAGCGAGCGACUGGCGACAUCCCUCCACCAAGAACAGAGUUCUGUACGGUGGGGAAGGCCUCAUCCGACGGGAAGACAUACGAACUAUUUGUAUACGGCGGUAUGACCAAUACAACAUAUGACCUCAACUACCCUAAUGAGCCUGGGUACUUAAAUGUCUAUGUCCUCUCUCUCCCUGCAUUCAGAUGGUUUCAGACCCCCGCGACAACGAGCACCCGCCGGUGCAGCCAUACUUGCUCCGUCAUCGGCAACAGACAAAUGGUCUCUAUUGGCGGCCGCCCGCCUAGCACGUUCAAUCAGUUCGGCGCCGACUUCGAUGAGUGGGCUAGCGGUAUAGGGGUCAUGGACAUGACUGAAUUGCAGUGGAAGGAUCACUAUGACGCCGCAGCUGCACCGUACGAGCGAGCGCAGCUAAUCCAGAAAUACUAUGACCAAAACUACGUCAAGCCCGCGUGGAGUGAUCCCGCACUGGCAACAGAAUUUGCUUUCGCCGCCCCGACUCAUCCCACCACUACCCCAACACCUACCCCGACGGCCCCGGUGCAGCCUCCCGCGAAAUCAACAUCUCCUCCUCCUCCUCAUAAGUCUCAUACCGGCGCUAUCGCCGGCGGCGUCGUUGGAGGCGUUGUAGGGUUAGCCUUAAUUGCUGGCCUCGCAUACUUCCUUGGGACCCGUCGCAACCGCAAGACCACCGCCCCGGCGGAUUCCGUGCCCCCACCAACGGAGCCGAAGUCUUCACAAAUACCCAACAGUCCGUCAUCGGUGCAGAAACCAUCACCAGAGCUGGCCGAAGCACAGGUCUUCGAACGAAGUGAGCUAGAGGGCGAAACCACCCGACAGGUCGCCGAACUGCCAGGCUAUUAUGGGAGUUUUGUGCCGGGACAAAGAUAAAAUAUAAACGGGGAACGAGGGGGUUUGGAGAAGUAUGUAUGUAAUCUCCUAUUCCAGGCUGGCUAGUAGUCCCGGCCUCGAGCUGGUAUAUUUCUGUAAAUGAGGUGGUUGUAGUAUGGUUUGUGAAUAAACUUGAUAUUUCCAC
Molecule: messenger RNA, 3126 nt
Organism: Cladophialophora immunda
Lineage: Eukaryota; Fungi; Ascomycota; Eurotiomycetes; Chaetothyriales; Herpotrichiellaceae
Exons: 3
Coding region: 1554-2981 (475 amino acids)
Molecular function (GO): protein binding
Source: RefSeq, a predicted model, not a curated record